CUCCGCUCGCUCGCUCGGCCUGCGCCUCCAGUCCCGGCGAGGAGUGUUUGUAAACAUCAGCUCACGUGCAAGCUAUAGGUCGCGACUGAUUUGGCAUUCCGCGAUUCCGUUUUGUCAAAAGGCGUCGGCCAAAUCGGCGCGUGAAUUUGCGACGUUAGUCGUUGAGCGCUGAAACAGCUAUAUUUAGAGCGAUCGAAACUCGCCGUUGCCGAGGUCUCCGCUGUGACGCGCCUCCUCCUUUGCCGAGAGAAACCGCGCGGCGGGCCGCGCCCACUGUCACGACAGCUGCCGCCACGGAGUGUCAACCAUUUCUGGGUCAGGCAUGGUCCUGCUGAAUGCUUUGUCGCCGGAAUGGGUUAUCCUGGCGGCGACGACCACUGUUCUGCUUUACCUAUAUGUUACACGGAAUCGGAACUACUGGAAGAACCAAAACGUGCCAUCGGAGCCAUUCUCGCUCAUAUUCGGUGCCACGUUAAAGCUUUUUACGAACCCAGUGCACGAGCUCGACCUUGCUAGGUACAAAAAGUACGGAAACCUUUUUGGUGCUUUCGAAAUGGGGAAGCCCAUCCUGUUCGUAGCGGACCCAAAGCUGGUGAAGCAGGUGCUAGUCGACGACUUCUCGUCCCUGCCUAACCGAAGGACGCUGAGUAUCAAUGAACCGCUCCUGGACAAUAUGAUGAGCAUGGCCCCAGUGGAUGUGUGGCGAAAAGUUCGCUUGGGUUCGGCGCCGGCGUUCUCUACUAAAGUGCUGCGAAAAAUGAAUGAUAUGAUUGAGGACUGCGCUUUAACGACAACGGAGCACCUUAAGAAAGCAGCGUCUAAAGAAGAUGACAUCGAUGUGAAACAGCUCUUCUGGGACUACGCGUUGGAUCUGAUCGCGAAGUGCGCCUUCGGCAUGAAGCUGGAUUCUCAUACGGACCCAACAAACGAGUUUGUCACGCAGUCAAAGCAAGUCCUUUCUCAACGCUUCACCCCACGCUUGUUUGUGAUGAUUGUUUUUCCAGCCAUGGCAAAAAGGUUUCGCAUCGGGCCAAUGAAGCCAGACGUUAUCGCUUUCUUCAGAAAUCUUUGCCAGAACACAAUGAAAGCCAAUAGAGACGCCAAAAUGGACCAUGAAAACUUUCUGCAAUUGCUGAUUGACGGAAAGACAGGACACCUUCACGCGGAUCAAGAAAAAGCUUUUGAAAGGGAUCAUCGGCUGUUCGACAUCAGUUCUGAUAUCAAGGCAGAUGCUCCAUCAUCCUUGGAAAUAAAGUUAACGGAAGACGAAGCCAUGGCGCAAUGUAUACUGUUCUUUCUGGCCGGUCAACAGAAGGCUUCGACCGCAAUAGCCUGUGCCCUUUACCUGCUGGCCAUUCAUCCGGAAGUACAAGAUAGGCUGAGGAAAGAAGUCGAUGAAUGUUGUAUGGUCCAUGGGGAUCGCCCUAGCCUGGAUGCGAUCACGAAGCUGAAGUAUCUUCACUGCGUUGUCUCGGAGACUCUGCGCUUGCACCCGCCGGUAUCGCGACUGGAGCGAUCGCCUUGUGAAGACUACAUUAUCGGAGACACCGGAGUGAAGGUGACAAAAAGUGACAUCGUCGCAGUUCCCGUCUAUGCCAUGCAGCACGACCCGCAGUACUUUCCCGAGCCAUUCACCUUUGACCCAGAAAGGUUCAACGACGAGAACGUGGGUUCGAUCCAGCCGUACACUUACUUGCCCUUCGGUGCUGGACCACGAAAUUGUAUUGGCAUAAGCUUCACCCUGCAUGCGAUGAAGCUGUCCAUCUUUCACACAAUUCGCAAUGUGCAAGUGGUGCGGACUGAAAAGACCAAAGUUCCUCUGGUGUUCCAAAAUGGGUUCAGGCCUCUGACGGCUGAGGAUGUCACGCUGGGAAUCAGGAAACCAGAGGUAGAACAAGGAAUGUCGCUGAAGCCAACGUUUCCGCAAGCAGACUUUGUCAGAGCCAUGAAGACAAGGCCUGAUGGAGGCAAGUGCCUUGUGUACGUGUCACGGAAUCGAAACUACUGGAAAAACCAGAAUGUCGUGUCGGAACCAUUUUCCUUUCCGUUUGGCGCCAGUUUGAAAUUGUUUCUCAGGCCCAUGUGCCACCUUGAUUCUGAAAGAUACCAACGAUAUGGAAGGGUUUUUGGUACCUUCGAAAUGGGAAAGGCCGUUUUGUUUGUCGGAGAAGCAGAACUGGUCAAGCAGGUCCUAGUCAACGAUUUUCCAUCGCUUCCCAACCGAAGGACCGUAAAGUUCAACCACCCCGUGCUGGACAACAUGAUGAGCAUGGUGCCCUUUGAACGAUGGAGGGAUAUUCGCAUGCCAGUGGCGCACGCAUUCUCCGCUGGAAACGUGAAAAAGAUGAAUUCUUUGAUAGAAGACUGUGCGUUAGUAACGGCAGAUCACCUGAAGAGAGCGGCGUCGAAUGAAGAGGACAUCGAUAUCAAAAAGUUCUUUGCGAACUACACCCUGGACGUGGUUGCAAGAUGCGUAUUCGCCAAACGGAUAGACUCUCAGUCUGACAAGAAAAGCGACUUCGUCGUGCACUCGAGGCAGGCUCCUUCAGGGAGCGUUACGCCGCGUAUCUUGAUGCAUUUACUGUUUCCGUUCAUAGCAAGAGCAACUGGCCUUCUACCGCUCAGCCCAAGUGUAUUAGCCUACUUCAGGAGCAUAGGCCAGAAUAUAAUCAAAAACACGGAGAAGGAACCACAAGAUGAGAACUUUCUUCGUUUGUUUCUGAACCCCCAAGAGAAACCUGAAGAAGCACAGGAUACUUCCUUUGAGAGAGACCAGCGGCUGUUCAACCUUGGCUCUGAUAUGAAGCCAGAUACAUCAUUAAACUCUCUUCAAAAGCUUAAUGAAGACCAAGCCAUGGCCCAGUGUUUGCUUUUCUUCAUUGCUGGCCAAGAAACUACUGCAAGAGCGAUCGCCUACACGUUGUAUUUGCUAGCUAUUCAUCCAGAUGUACAAACACAGUUGAGGAAGGAAGUCAACGAAUGCUUUGCAACUCAUGGUGAUCAUCCUGACCUGGAAGCUAUCACGAAGCUAAAGUAUCUGCACUGUGUUAUCUCAGAGUCUCUUCGGAUGUACCCACCAGUUUCAAGACUUGAGCGAGUGCCUUGCUGUGACUACGCGCUUGGAGACAAAGGCGUGAAACUGAAGCAAGGUGAUCUAAUCACAAUUCCUGUUUACGCCAUGCACCACGACCCGCAGUACUUUCCUGACCCAUGGGCGUUCAAGCCGGAAAGGUUCGACGACGAGAACGUCGCUUCAAUUAAACCAUACACGUACCUUCCAUUCGGUGGUGGACCGCGCAAUUGCUUGGCGUUGCGCUUUGCCCUCCAAGUUGUGAAGCUUUCUGUGCUUCACACCAUUCGCAAUAUCCAGGUGAUUCGAACCGAUAAAACCAGAGUUCCCUUGGAAUUCAAGAACGGUUUUGGCCUCUUGACUGCGAAAGAAAUAAUUUUGGGCAUAAGGAAACUUCCCUAGCUCGAUCGACCGCCAUGAAUGCGCUCACAUCACCGGACAUGACAUCAACUCGAUGUCGUCAUGCAGCGCUGAUCCUCCGCGCAAUGUGCAAUUAGCGCGACUUUCAACAUGAUGUUUAAGCCAUGGAAUAUAACCAAGAAUGGGGAGCUGUACGACUGCAUCUAGUGCGAAAAUAAGAGAAAAAAAAAGCACCGAUUUAAAAUCACGACAAUGCAGUCCUUUCUUUGACGGCACCUCUACAUACGUUGCUUUUGACUUCACCUCCGGGAUUGAGUUCGAUAUCGGUCUCGACCUCGUUUUCUGGUUGAUUUAUUUAUUUACAAAUACUGUCACUCCAUAUCAGGACCAAGGGAGGGGUGGGAAAAUAACGAUCGGUAAAUAUACAAUACAAAGUCAACAAAAUAAGAAGAAAUAAAAGAGAAAGAAUGAAAAGAUGAAGCAAUGUAAUCAUGCAUCCUACGGUUGCAAAUAUUCAGAAAGAAGAACAAAAACUGUUCGAAAGUUCUCGCGUUUACAACGGGUGUUGGAAGACAAUCCCAAUCACGGGCUGUCGAAAGAAAAAAAAAAGGAAUAUUUGUAACAAUCUUUAGAAAAAUGGCCUUCCUUAACGGGUCUAUUGUGUUUAUUACGCACUAUUCUGGACUUUGUCCAAUUUAUGUACAUAUAACGUAAAAUGUACAUAACUUACGAUUUAUGUGCUGACUAGGACUAGGUUAUUAUUGAUAGAAUAGAAAAGCUGGUGUCAUUUUUCUUUCUUCCGAACACCAUGUAGAGGAAGGUUUACUUUCUCAUAGAGCGGUGUUACUGCGUCUUGCCGCCUAUACUGUGAGAAAAUAAAGCCCAGACGGCGUGUCUGCACUUUCUCUGCA
Messenger RNA from Dermacentor andersoni, 4341 nucleotides. Lineage: Eukaryota; Metazoa; Arthropoda; Arachnida; Ixodida; Ixodidae. The record is from RefSeq and is a predicted model, not a curated record.